Medicago truncatula (barrel medic) is the source of this 925-nucleotide messenger RNA. RefSeq names its product metallothiol transferase FosB. The record is from RefSeq and is a predicted model, not a curated record. The transcript is spliced from 3 exons. Bases 130 to 645 code for a protein of 171 amino acids. Lineage: Eukaryota; Viridiplantae; Streptophyta; Magnoliopsida; Fabales; Fabaceae.
CUAUCUUCUCUCCUCCUUAUUCUUGAUUCUUGACCUCUAAUAUUCUACAUUCUUUCUUUCCUCUUCAUUUUUUUAACUUCAUUUUCUAGGGUUGAUAUUAUUCUAUUAAUUCUCCUAAGAAUUAGAAAAAUGAAGGAGAUCGUUGGAAACCCUUUGCGAUUAAAAUCAGUGAAUCACAUCUCCCUUAUUUGCAAAUCAGUGAAUGAAUCUGUUUCCUUCUAUGAAAAAGUUCUUGGAUUCAUUUCCAUUGUUAGACCUGGAUCAUUUGAUUUUGAAGGAGCAUGGCUAUUUGGCUAUGGAAUUGGAAUUCACUUGCUACAGGCAGAAGACCCUGAAAAUAUUCCAAGGAAGAACGAAAUUAAUCCAAAGGAUAAUCAUAUAUCAUUUCAGUGUGAUGAAAGCAUGGAUACAGUAGAAAAAUAUCUGAAUGAUAAGAAAAUUGGCUGUAAACGUGCAAUGGUGGAAGAAAAUGGAAUUCAAGUGGAUCAAUUGUUUUUUCAUGACCCAGAUGGAUUUAUGAUUGAAAUAUGCAAUUGUGAUAGUCUUCCUGUUAUUCCCUUAGCUGGUGAAAUGGUUAGAUCAUGCUCUAGACUCAACCUUGAGAUUAUGCCACAACAGAUACACCAAGUUGUAAAGCAAAUUUGAUCAUGAUGAGGCCAAGCUUCUUAUUUUAUCUUAAUUUUGUGGUGGUGGUGGUGAAUAAAAAAAAUUACAAGUUAAUUGAAUAUCAAUGUCAUGAUUCAUGAGGAACUCUUUUUUUUAACUUAUGUUUUCUACUUGUCAAUGCCUAGUAUCUUGAGAUAUCUACUAAGAUUCCUUAGCAAAAGUAAUGAAUUAUAUAUCAAGUUAAGUAUGUGUAUUAUAUAUAUGUGUGUGGUCUUUUUGCCACUAUAUGUUUUUUAAAGUGAAUUUUCUUUGUCAGCCA